AUGUACGGAACAAGGCUCGACCUUGGCAGCUACAGCAUGUGCUUCCGACGAGGACGAUCGUAUCACGUAGCCCAACAGGCGAUUUUCGAAUUCGGAAGUGUCGGCGUACUCGAAAGUGAUGUCGGUCACGUGUGUGAUCUCAUCGGCGACUCUUGCUGGAGGAAACGUUUCGCGCGAUUGCUGUCUUCUUCUGUAUCGUCCGAAGCAUCAUACAGUCACACAAUCGAGCGUUCCACGGUUCGGGUAGACCUGCGUGAAGUGCUUUGGCUGCAUGAGCGUGAUGGAAUGCAAGAUGACAAGUUGGAGAGUCACAAGCGUGACAAGUUAGCAUGGCCACUUGCGCAGAGAUCCAACAUCUCAGCAAGCAGCUACAGCCGUCUCUCGUCGCGCCACAGCUGCCCCUUAUACUUUGUUGUUCUCCUCGUAUCCUCUAGCCUGAAUAUCCGCGCGCUCACCUACCGGACUCUUUCGUACGACGAUUCUCCCUCAGCCCUAGCUGUCGAGCAGCUCAAUGACUCGGCGUAUGUUCGCGACGCACGCUCUCUAUGCACUCAGUUUCAUCUCGGCGGCGCCGACUGCAUUUGCGACAUUUGUCCUCGGUCUUCUCCGAGAGAUCCAGAUCUUCAUCUCGCAAGUGUGUUCUUGCACAGAUUUUACACUUUGUCUGGGUCUCGUCUCGACAUUCACACAAGCCAGCACCCCUGCGCCGCCGCCGAGCUGGAAGAAGUGCGAAAUCCUAGAUCUGUCGAGCUGAAGCUGCCUUAA
Molecule: messenger RNA, 765 nt
Organism: Aureobasidium namibiae CBS 147.97
Lineage: Eukaryota; Fungi; Ascomycota; Dothideomycetes; Dothideales; Saccotheciaceae
Exons: 3
Coding region: 1-765 (254 amino acids)
Source: RefSeq, a predicted model, not a curated record